CGUCUUCAAACAUGCCUGAUCAGGCGAGCAUCAGAGCCUUGAAUCUCUGUCCUUGUGCAAAUACAGGUACUGGAGGGGCGCAUGCAUGUAUCAAGCCAGGCGCAAAUGCAUGCUCACGUUGCUAUCUGGUUCGAUACUGCAGCAGUCAGUGCCAGAAAGCACACUGGAAACAACACAAAACCGACUGCAAUUCCAAGCUGGGAAAACAAACAUGGCGACCGUCCUGGGACUUAGAGGGUAGACGUCCUGCAUUCGUUACGCCUGAAAAUGACGAUGGGCUCAAAUUCGACCUGUCCGCCCCCGCAAUUUCUAUGGUUACCCACGGCACAAAGAAGUUCUUGUGGGGGAAUGUACCGGCUUUCGACUUGCUAAACCUUAAGCAUAACGAAGGGACAGAAUACAAUCAACAUAUCCGCAUUCUGUUCGCAGCUUCUGGAGAUUUGAGGAACGUAGUCAGAACGAUCGCAGGGAUACCCAAAGGCUCAACACAAAGCAUCGACGUAGUAAUCAAUGAUUACGACUUCGACAUCGUGGCGCGAAACGCCAUUCUCAUCCUAAUUGCGAUGCACCUGGAGCCAGAGCCCGCAGCAGAUGCCAUGAUACACACAUGGUAUUCCGCCUUUCUGUCAGCGGAGAUUGCCAGUUGCCUGAAUGAUACCGUUCUUCCAAGUAUCCGUACUGUUUGCGAAAAAAUUCAGGCCAAGCCCGACGAUCAGUUGCUUUCGAAAAAAUGGACUACCGAAUCUUGUACUUUUCGCCUUGUCCUUACAAAGGCAUGCUGGGACCAUUGCCUGAGAAUUUUCGAAACUCCUGCGACUCUUACUACCGCAGCCGCACAUGAGAUGCGCCUUUCGACAGUCUUGGCAGAAUCGAGAAAAGAUUACGUUGAGAGAGCCCUAUAUUUUCAGCCACGGGGCUGGCGUAUGGCUACCAUAGGAUUUCGAAAGGAUGGCAUCCUUCUGCCAUUUGGCGCAUCAAGACACGGGUUUGAUACCCCCAAUCCUACAUUCUAUUACAACGAUCAGUGGCCAAUGAUGGAUUCUGCGGACCCGCUUGCGGGCUGGCCCAUGGAAGAAAUACUUCAAGCAGCUUCACCGGCAAAGAAUGAUCUCUACGGUGGCUUGUUUCUUUACCUGCGGCCAUUGCUCGUAAAAUUCUGCAAGAAAAUUCGGAAACACGCUAUAAAUUUCGAAUUGCUUCACACUAACGCUACAGAACUUCCUGGUUAUUGGGGCGAGAACCAGGACGAAGGCCAGCGGUUUGACAGGAUCGAAGUUUCAAACAUUGCCGAUGGAGGCUAUUUGGGAAUACGGAAGUGUUUGAAAACAUUCGCUCCUUUGCUCAAGCCAGUCACAGAGAAUCCGCAUGCAACGCUGGUAACGCUUUUCCUCAAUGCCAUUAACGAGGUUGAAUCGUCAGAAGACCGGAUCCAGACACUCAUGCUGGAGAGAGCCCGACUGAUGGCAUACGUCCCAGUCAAUCUCUCCAACAAAAACAAGCUCGGUGCGGACAAAGUGAAGAUCACUACGGCACCGGAUCUGUUGCGAGAUUUCGACGGUCUCUUUGCACGGUAUGCCUACUGGUGUGACCUCAAUUCUGCGAGUGAGGAUGCCGGGAUGCGUAUCAAGACCAUGCAUACGCUUAUUGAGCCGUGGCCGAUGCGCCUCAAGGAUGGUGCGACGAAAGAGGAGUUUGAGAGGCUUUUUGGUUCUCAUCAUUGCGGGAGCGAGCGAUACGUUGAGUGGCAGAGAGUGAGAGGAUAGGAACUUUACUCAAAGAAAAUUCGGCAAGAGAGAAGAUGAGUGGAUAGCAGCAGCUUAAGCGACCACAAGUAGUGCUUUUUCAACAAGGC
This is a messenger RNA of Aplosporella prunicola CBS 121167, 1852 nucleotides long. RefSeq lists its product as uncharacterized. Lineage: Eukaryota; Fungi; Ascomycota; Dothideomycetes; Botryosphaeriales; Aplosporellaceae. Bases 12 to 1763 code for a protein of 583 amino acids. The record is from RefSeq and is a predicted model, not a curated record. The transcript is spliced from 5 exons.